GAUCUCCAAGAAGACGACUGGACAAUGCCCUGGUGUCAUUUUCCUCUUUCCUAGCUUCACUAUGGGUCGCAGCCUUCUGCGGGCCCCUAGUGCCCGCUUCCCGGAACCCAAACCCGGGGCCGCGUGACCCGGCCAGAAACGCGCGGCGCAGCACGUGUCCGCGCAGUCCCGGGGCUCGCGCCGCCGCCACCGCUCGCCAGACUCCUAGGACCGGGGCCACCGCCAUGCUGUUCCGCUUCGGUGUGGUGGUGCCACCGACGGUGGCCGGCGCUCGGCCGGAGCUGCUGCUCGCGGGGUCCCGGCCAGAGCUGGGGCGCUGGGAGCCGCGAGGCGCCGUGCGUCUCAGGCCCGCGGGCACCGCGGCAGGAGCGGCCGCGCUGGCGUUGCAGGAGCCCGGCCUGUGGCUCGCCGAGGUGGAGCUGGUCCCUGAUGAGGCGGCAGCCGGCGGGGCGGAGCCGGGCCACGAGGACGCGGGCCGUGUGGACACGUUCUGGUACAAGUUCCUGCAGCGCGAGCCCGGAGGCGAGCUGCGCUGGGAAGGAAAUGGACCUCACCAUGACCGUUGCUGCACAUAUAAUGAAAAUAAUUUGGUGGAUGGUGUUUAUUGUCUCCCAGUAGGACACUGGAUUGAGGCCACUGGGCACACCAAUGAAAUGAAGCACACAACAGACUUCUAUUUUAAUAUUGCAGGACACCAAGCUAUGCACUAUUCAAGAAUUCUACCAAAUAUCUGGCUGGGUAGCUGCCCCCGCCAGCUGGAACAUGUGACCAUCAAGAUGAAGCACGAACUGGGAAUUACAGCUGUCAUGAAUUUCCAGACAGAAUGGGAUAUCAUACAGAAUUCUUCAGGCUGUAACCGCUACCCCGAACCCAUGACUCCAGACACCAUGAUGAAGCUGUACAAGGAAGAAGGCUUGGCCUACAUCUGGAUGCCCACACCAGACAUGAGUACUGAGGGUCGAGUGCAGAUGCUGCCGCAGGCUGUGUGUCUCCUGCACGCGCUUCUGGAGAACGGACACACAGUGUAUGUACACUGCAAUGCUGGGGUGGGCCGCUCCACAGCUGCUGUGUGUGGCUGGCUCCACUACGUGAUUGGCUGGAGUCUGCGGAAGGUGCAAUACUUUAUCAUGGCCAAGAGGCCUGCAGUCUACAUUGAUGAAGACGCUUUGGCCCAAGCGCAAGAAGACUUUUUUCAGAAGUUUGGGAAGGUUCACUCUUCCAUAUGCAGUUUGUAGGUGACCCGCCUGCCUCCCCUUUGAGUUGCCUUAAGGAACCUGGGGGUGUGUUAGUGGAAUACCUAGAGACUAAGACCCCAUCUGAGCUGAGGAGACUGCGACCCUCAUGUCACCUGGGGAUACCUUCUAUUGCAGCUUGGCUGGGCUUAACUUUGAAACAAUUUAUAAAGGAACCUGCAUGCCACAUGAAAAAAAUUCAAAGUCAGUGGGGCCGUGAAAUGUAUGCCUGUAUUUGCUGCUGCCAUCAGCUGGGGCCUCUGCUUACAAGCUUUGGAUAGGUUGUUAUGGAUUUGUGACUUUUUGACAUUCAGAAGACAAGAGAGUGGAUAAGCAUAUUUUAUCAUUACUGUGAGAAACACAUACUGCAUGUGCACACACACACACAAACACCAACUUUUUUACUGAACUGAAAUUAGUUAUUUGCCAGUGGAAGGGAUAAAUAUAUAAACGUGCAUAUGACACAAAAAGAUCUCACCAUGGUCAUAAAACAAUGCCUUUCUGUAAUUUCCUUUGUCCCAUUUUAUAGUUGUUAACCUCUCCAAGAUUCCACCCUCCUAAUUUUCCUGUCCUCCCAACAUGGCUGGAAUAGUAGAGUUAGCCCUCUGCUUUUUCUUGUCUUUGUAUUGCUAUUUAUUUUCUUGAGACAAUUUGUACUGCUCAGUUUAGUAUAAUACACAAAGGUUUGCCUUGAACUCCUGGUAUUCCUCCUGUGCCAGCCUCCUGAGAACUGGGAUUAAAGGUGCAUGCUACCAUACUUAGCAGCACCAUUUUUCAGCUGAGGUUUAUUGAGCAUAGCUGGCUUUCCCAGCCCUACUGGUGAGUAGGGGCGAGAUGAAGUUGGUAAUUUAAUUUAUUUGGCUCAGUGCUGCUUUCAGUGCAAUUAGUUUCAGCACACCGUCAUGGAUGCAGCUUUUGUCUUUCUGGGGGUAAAGUCACUACCCAGCAGUUGUUUCUGCAGUGAGAAGUGGGAGAGUGUUAUGAUCAGUUGCCAAAGAAUUUAGGAAUACAGUUCAACCUAUUUUAAACUGUGGUGUGUGAUCUCAAAGCCAUGGUUAUCUGAGCCAUACUUCUCCAAAGGAAUAAGCCUGAGGAGGCCAUGUCCACAAAUCAGUGUAAUACAGAUAGAAGCUGACCCUGGCUCAAUAUAACUCAAUAUAACACAUGAUUGCUAGUCCUCCCAAGUUUGUGCUUUAUUCCGUACUUUAUCAGAAGUACAAAUAUCAGCAAAACUUUGCCCUGCAAGAUACAAUCUAGAAUCAGACCAAUGUUCCAUCUUUUGGGAGACCAGUCCCCAGGUAAGAAUGGCAUCUUAAGGGAACAGAAGGGGGUUUCUCUCUAGUUGAGUGCCACUCUGUGCCAGCCACUUCCCUAAGGCUAAUGCUAUUGAAAGGGUUAGGCUAACUUUGUAACCUAUAUGUCUUCUAAAGCCUAUAGUUUUGAGUUUUAGGUCCAGGUUAAGCUAAAGCCUCUUAGUACCUUUCCAGAGAAUGGAGGAAUGUGACCCUAUCUGUGCGGACAAAUAUAUAUAUAUAUAUAUAUAAAAGACAAGCAAACAAUGACCUUCACUCAGCAAAAGAAGGACCAGACCCUUGUCUUUGAGAUAGCGUUUCUUAGCAACGAACCUAGACUUCUUCUGAGUAGCUUUUGACCUCCAGCCAAAAGUCUAUAGUCCCUAAUCUUCAAGGAUGAGCUAACCACCCCCACCUUCAAUUGCAGCUGCAUCCAUACUUGGCAGGACUGGCCAAGCUUGAGCACCUAAGACUAACCAAUUAUCUUACUUUAUAGCUUCCUCAUCCAAUCCUAAAUUACCAAAACCUCAACUUCAAAUUUCCCACAAUUUUUCUUUUAAAAACCUAAAGGCCUUUGUCUCCCGGUGCCACUCUUUGCUGACCGGCAGGGGUGACCCCAUUGUGCAAUGGUUAAUAAACUUCUUGCUUUUGCAACGAGUCUUGGUCUGGGGGAGUUUCUGGGAAGGGCGCGAUCUUGAACUCCUGAGCUGUGAGACCCCAGAUCUUACACUAUCACAGCUCCCUCCAGGGAAGGUCAUUGUUUCUGUUCAGACCAGGAAGUUGAGGCCCAGAGAGGUUAUAGCACAGGGCCAUUUUCCUUGUCCUGGAUGGAGCCCAUGGAGUGAGAUGCAAAUCUAGGUUUGUCUCUCAAAUUUCAUAUUGUCAAGAGUUAAACUGUGAUGCUUAAAUAUGUUCUUUUCCUUAUUUUUAAUUUUUUUCACUUUUUAAAAAUUUAUAAUUUUAUAAAUUACAGAUUAUUCACUUUGUAUCCCUGUUGUAGCUGCCUUCCUCAUCCCCUCCCAAUCUCACCCUCCCUCCCUCAUCUCCUCCCAUGCCCCUCUCCAAGUCCACUGAUAGGGGAGGUCCUCCUUCCCUUCCCUCUGACCCUAGCCUGUCAGGUAUCAUCAGGAGUGGCUGUAUUGUCUUCCUCUGUGGCCUGGUAAGGCUGCUCCCCAUCAGGGGGAGGUGAUCAAAGAGCCAGCGACUGAGUUCAUGUCAGAGACAGUUCCUGUUCCCAUUACUAGGGAACCCACUUGGAGAUUGAGCUGCCAUGGGCUACAUCUGUGCAGGAAUUCUAGGGGUACUAGGUUAUUUACAUGCAUGGUCCUUGGUUGGAGUAUCAGUCUCAGAAAAGACCCCUGUGCCCAGAAUUUUUUGAUCUGUUGCUCUCCUUGUAGAGCUCUUCUCCCCUACAGGUCUUUCUAUCUCACCCUUCUUUCAUAAGAUUCCCUGCACUCUGCCCAAAGCUUGGCUAUGAGUCUCAGCAUCUUCUUCAAUUCCUUGCUGGGCAAAAAGUCUUUCAAUGGCCCUCUGUGGUGGGCUCCUGUCUUAUUCCCUGUUUGCUCCCUCUUCUGUUGUCCAUCCCCUUUGACUUUCUGCAUGAGAAUUGAUCAUCUUACCCAGGGUCCUCCUUCUUGCUUAGAUUCUUUAGGUGUAUAGAUUUUAGUAUGUUUAUCCUAUAUUUUAUGUUUAAUAUCCACUUAUAAGUAAGUAUAUUCCAUGUGUGUCUUUCUGCUUCUGGGAUGACUUACUCAGGACUUUUGUAGUUCCCACCAUUUGCUUGCAGAUUUCAUGAUUUCCUUGUUUUAUAAUCAUGUGUUAAUAGAUAGUAGAGAUGGUGAUUUGGGAGGCAGAGGGGACAAGAAGGCCACAGCACAGGGAGAGAUGUCUCAGUGUGGCAUUUGCUUUGGGUAAAACGACAUACAAGAAACAGUUCUCCUGUAAUCUGACAAAGUAAAGUCUAUAAAUCAGCAUCAAAUGACACCCGUCCUCUGCUAUGAAAUAUAGCUAGUUGUAGCUAUUGUGUCUAAGAACCAAUAUAUAGUCAUGUAUAUGUAAAUUUAAUUUUAAAUGUAAUAUUUUAAACUAAUAUAAUGGUGUGUGUGCUGGUCUCUGUGUGCUUGUGUGUGAAUUUUCUUAAUGUCCUAAGAAAUCUGGCUAUAUAAGUUCCACUGUACAAUGGUCUCUUCCAGGUGGCAUCUUCUCUGUGUCUCUGAUAAAUAAAAUUGUUUAUCACUAUUGAACAUUUUAGAAUGACCCCAAUUUGCCCUCAUUGAGUGGAUUGUCCAACAUGUCUCAAAAUCACCUGGAACCUUUGCUAAAUAAAAGCAUUAAAAAAGA
Molecule: messenger RNA, 4864 nt
Organism: Meriones unguiculatus (Mongolian gerbil)
Lineage: Eukaryota; Metazoa; Chordata; Mammalia; Rodentia; Muridae
Gene: Epm2a
Product: EPM2A glucan phosphatase, laforin
Exons: 4
Coding region: 225-1235 (336 amino acids)
Biological process (GO): protein dephosphorylation
Cellular component (GO): cytoplasm; nucleus
Molecular function (GO): carbohydrate phosphatase activity; protein tyrosine phosphatase activity; starch binding
Source: RefSeq, a predicted model, not a curated record